CCACCACCACCACCACCACUACAGCCACCACCACCACCACCACCAGCAGCACAAUGCAGCAGCUAAGGAGGAGCUUGAAGAGGUUGUCAGCAUGUGUGGGAGUGGCCUACCUGCUGGUGUUCCUCCUGAGCUUGGCUGUGCUGGUGAAGCAAGAGCGGUUCCUACGUGCUGGGAAUGUGGGUGAGGGAAAUGGCGCGGUGCAAGUGGUCCUUAAGAACAAUGAUGGAGAUUUUGAUGCGUCUCAGAGUAAUGAUUAUGAAGAAGAAGGUGGUUUAGAUCAAUCCCCUGAGGUCUUAAGAUCUUCCUUCCCAGCAGUAUACAAUGUAAGCGACGGAACUCACAACUACAGAAGUAUACGCCGCGGUGAAAGAAAUGAUAGUGUAGAUGAAGCAUUUAUCAAGGCAAGAGAGAAGGUGUACGAAGAGCGGAGGGCGCGCGUCUCCAAGGUGUGCCACGACCUGGCUGGCACUGUGUCGUACGGCUCCGUGGCUGCGGCGCCCCUCACCAGACUCCGCUGGCUCCCCUCCCACAACCUGGUCAUGUGCUUCAACGCCAAGGUGGGGACGACGACGUGGACGAAGUACCUGCUGGAGGCAGGGUUCCCGGGCCUGCUGGAGAAGGCCACCAACUGGCACUACGCCGCCUACACCCACCUCAAGCCCCCACACCCCCGCACCAGCAGUAAGGACACGUUGGCCUUGAUGGAGGAGUUCGGCCCGGUGAUGCUCGUCCGACACCCGUUUGUCCGCCUCGUCUCCGCCUACUUCGACAAGGUCGCCACCGGGUAUCUCAGGCGAAUAUGCAGCCUCGUCAUCAAGAAGUACCGGGCCCACAACUCUGGGCUCCCCGCCGGGAAACCGAGCUUCGAGGAGUUCCUGCGGUUCCUGGUGGAGGUGACGCCAGCCGAGGACGACAUCUGGGCCAAGAGACGCACCAUGACCGACCGCCAUUGGUUCCCUUACUACGCCAACUGCGCGCCCUGCGACAUUCACUACGACGUCAUCGGCACCAUGGAGACAGUGAAGGAUGACACGAGGUACAUCCUACACAAGUACCAGCUGGGGGAUGCGUCUGACGACUGGUGGAUGAACCGCCACACCUCAUCCUCCUCUCUCCACACCGCCAUCCAACUCUUCCAGAGAGUGCCACGGGAGCUGACUCUGGCUCUUUAUGAACGAUAUCGUGUUGACUUCCUCAUGUUUGGCUACGACCUGGCUCCCUACCUGUCCACCACCCCUCCUACAGCACCCACUGCCCCUCGUGACCCCUCCUACAGCACCCACGACCCCUCGUGACCCCUCCUACAGCACCCACUACCCCUCGUGACCCCUCCUACAGCACCCACUACCCCUCGUGACCCCUCCUACAGCACCCACUACCCCUCGUGACCCCUCCUACAGCACCCACUACCCCUCGUGACCUCUCCUACAGCACCCACUACCCCUCGUGACCCCUCCUACAGCACCCACUACCCCUCGUGACCCCCUCCUACAGCACCCACUACCCCUCGUGACCCCUCCUACAGCACCCACUACCCCUCGUGACCCCUCCUACAGCACCCACUACCCCUCGUGACCCCUCCUACAGCACCCACUACCCCUCGUGACCCCCCCUACAGCACCCACGAUCCCUCGUGACCCCUCCUACACCCACGACCCCUCGUGACCCCAUCUGUCGUGUCCCGUCAUAACAGAAGCCAUCUCCACGUUACAUUAUAAUGAAGGCCUCUUCUCUCUCAUCAUAACCGAGGCCUCUUCUCUUAGUUUCAUCAUAACGAAAGCCUUUUCUAGUGUGUUCUAAGAUGCACCAAUGAAUUGUGCAAUUGGCACUACCUUCUCCGAUUGAAAUUCGAAAGCUCUGCUCAGACUCACUGGCCAAAGUAAUCUAUGUUUGUGUCUGCUGUUAUUAUUAUUAUUAUUAUUAUUAUUAUUAUUAUUAUUAUUAUUAUUAUUAUUAUUAUUACAUUUAUAAUGUGCUUAUAACGUAAAUGUGGCAAUCGCCCUUUUAAAGUAGCCCAAAUCAUUGUUUGUACGUAUUUACCCGUUUCGUAUUUUUAAUAAAAUGUUAUUAAAA
Messenger RNA from Procambarus clarkii (red swamp crayfish), 2073 nucleotides. NCBI's taxonomy places the organism in Eukaryota, Metazoa, Arthropoda, Malacostraca, Decapoda, Cambaridae. The record is from RefSeq and is a predicted model, not a curated record.